AUGGCGGAAGAAGUGGCAAGCAGAAGAUCUUCCGAUCGUAUCAGCAGCCUUCCAAUCAAUGCAAUUGAUGAUAUUCUUACGCGUUUGCCUCUGCGAGAUGCUGUUAGGACCAGUAUUUUGUCGAGAAAAUGGAGGUAUGAUUGGGUCAAAAUUACAAAGCUUACUCUUGAUGAAUCACUCUGGAAAGAUCUACCGACUCAUGAAGUUAGAGUUAAGCUAGGUAGGAUUCUCCUUCACCUAUUUUCAUUUAGGCAAGGACCAAUUAGAGAGUGUCGAAUCUCCAUUCCCAAUUCAAAAUACUUACCUGAGUUAGACAACUUGAUAUUUUUCCUGUCAAGGAAUGAAAUCGAGUCUCUCUUUCUUGAACUUCCUAAUGGGGAGAAGUACAAAUUGCCCUCUUCUGUUUUCACAAGUCCAAAAAUGAGACAGUUGACACUUGAGUAUUGUGUAAUCAAUCUCCCAACUACCUUUCGGGCAUUUGGUCAACUUCUCUCUUUACGACUAUUUAAUGUUUCUAUUUCUGAAGAACAUCUUGAGAUUUUAAUAUCUCGUUGCUCACUAGUUGAGGACGUAGAGCUGGAUAUCUCAAACCCUUUGAGCUAUAUUCAAUUUAAUGCUCCUAACCUAAAAUUCUUGAACAUUGGAAGCAAAAUAAUCUCUAUAUGUUUCAAGAAUACCCCAUUACUUGCUGAUGUGUCAAUUAUGGCGGAGAGUCUGAAUCAUGGUCCCGUGGAAUCACUUGAUGUAAAUCGCGAUUUUGUGGAGAGAGGAACAUGUGAUCUUCGCGAGUUUUUUGGUUCCUUACCUGCUAUUAAGAAUCUCCGAUUGGAUCAUUUCAUAAUCAAGACGCUGAUUGCAGGAAUAGAUGAAAUCCCAACGACGCUUCCCAUGCCUCUUCUCAAUCUAACAAAGAUUUACCUAUUCGACCUAUGUCUAACUGGACUAGAGGAAAUCCGCUUUCUUCUUUGCUUGAUUAAAAGCUCCCCAAAUUUGGAAGAAAUCGUCAUUAUUAUUCAGGCAAUUAAUAACGAACGAGGAGAUGAUCGUACUUCUCUUGAACUUUUGAAAGCUGAGUAUGAUUCAGGCAUAAAGUUGAAUCGGCUUACCAAUGUCAGCUUGAUAGAUAUUAGGGGCACGAAGACUGAAAUGAAAUUUAUCAAGCUUCUGUUGGCCAAAUCUCCGGUGUUGGAAAAGAUGAUGAUCUCGCCAUUCUACAUUGGGCCUGAAUCUCCUCAAACAUUAGUUGAGAUACUGAUGCAGAUCAACACAUUUCAAAGGGCAUCACUUCGAGCAAUACCAUAUGCAGUCUCGAGAGGAAGUGCAAUAGGACCAGAUGUUGCACAAGCUGGUGAUUUACGUUCUGACCAAACUGGUGAAGUUGUUGCAGAACUCAGAGAAUCAUCUAGGAGACUCAAGCCAUCUUUAUGUCCAUAG
Molecule: messenger RNA, 1434 nt
Organism: Solanum lycopersicum (tomato)
Lineage: Eukaryota; Viridiplantae; Streptophyta; Magnoliopsida; Solanales; Solanaceae
Product: F-box/FBD/LRR-repeat protein At1g13570-like
Molecular function (GO): protein binding
Source: RefSeq, a predicted model, not a curated record